AUGUCCUCUCGGAUCGUCCAGCUUCCCUUCGACAUCCUCCAUCAGAUCGCGACCAAGCUCGACAUUAGCUCCUUUGAGAAGUUGGCCCAGACGUGCAAAUCGCUGCGAAAACAUCUGCAGAGUCAUCAGACAGCGAAGCACAUCCUACAGACGACAUCGCGUCACAAUCUUUGGGUACAACUCGCCUUGUACGGGCCCAGGCAAACCCUCGCUCGGAUCCUCGACUCUCAGUCAGCUUUGCAACGGGCGGAGCCGUACUCUGCCUGUAUUAUCGGAUAUGCGAGCAGCUUCUCGUACAACUCGGGGAUUCUAUGCUAUAUGACUGCGAACGCUCUUCGCAUUUUGAACUUCAAUGCCCGUCGAGACACUGAGAAGGUUUUUGACAGCGGCCUCUUCACCGAUCCAGCCAGACUCCAAGUCCGAGGUGUUACGGCGACGAUCCGGUCCAUUCAGGUCCAGAGCUACGCUGACGGCGUGGUGGUUCUGUUGUGUGAUUUAGGGCUCCUCGACCAGUGUCUUCUCGCUGUAAAGAUCGACCAGCCCAUCAGGAUCAAAAUGCGUGCUUGGAUCCAUGCCACUAACAAGCUAUUCGUCAGGAACAACGGCCAGUUUUUGGUCCUGGGCUCACACUCGGCCAGAAACGCCCAUAACCGCCGCGAGUGGCUGCUGGGCGUCUACAACCUGGACACGGGUAAGCCGGUGACGACACAGCCGCUACAGCUACGCGGCUUCUACGGCUCGGAGAUCGGCUCCACGGUGUGCUUCACGAUUCACGAGAACGAAUUCUACGCCGUCACAAGCCAAACAAGCUAUGAGAGCGAGGAAGUGGACUGGACGAGCUACUACCAGAUCAUCCGGUUCCGGCUGGAUGAUCCAAACCCGCAACUGACUAUCAAGCUCAUCUGGCGGCGACAGCACCUCGAGGGGCCCAUUAACGACGCCUGGAACGACCUAGGCUUUCAGGUCGACCACUCGACGGGCGAGCUACUAGUGGUCGAGGGUCGAAAGGAGUGGCUUAACGGCGGUAGCCAGUCGAUCCGGACGUACUAUACGCAACCCAUCCGGCGCGCCGACUUAAAGGACUUGAGGGAUGGGCUACGGCAUCCGCCUAACGACAGUCUCAGCCGCACGCUUGACGAGUAUAGUAACAGUCGCUGGGAGGAGCCUCUAAUGCGGGUUGACCGAUACGUUCACGCCGAGUUCCGGGCCGACGGCGGGGGCGGGCAGCAGGCGGCCACCAAAGAAUACGUCCGCGGUCGGACUAAGUGGAACGGGUACUCGUUUAACGCGCAGGCCUUCGUCGAUCUCGUGACGGACGAAGUAGUGGUGGAAGGCGAGUCGAAGCCGCAGCAACGCAUCAAGCUACGUGUGGCCAGUAGACAGGAACUCAGUCCGCUGGCGGGAGACGACACUACGACGACGACCGCCAGGGGUAGUUCCAUGGCUUUGGUGCUCCGCAAGAGCAGACGGGACCGCGAGGGCCAGGAGAUGGAGGACGGCGAGCGCGCCUUCAGCCCGAGUAGCGUGUCUCUCUGGCCACCAGACGACGCGCCCCAAGGCCUGCACGAGAUCCUCUGUCCAAAAGGCCGGGCAGGAGACGUCACGGCCGUGUUGGGAGACGAGGGCAUCGUGUAUAUGGCGGGGCCACCUCGCGAGCCGGGAUCAACGGAACGAGCUCUGGUCUUUGUCUGCUUCGAUCCUACGUUUGGGUUCCAGGGGAUGCACCACCUCGACGGGAGUCCUGCUAAGCCGCGAUCGGAAGAGAAGAAGAGGAAGAUAGAAUGCUACAAGCUUGACGAGAAAGGACAGUCCGACCAUAGCAGAAGUGGGAGCCAGAACCAGGGGAUUGAUUCUGCCCUGACAGAUCUUCCGAAGAAGCUGAAGCUCGAAGCUGGGUUGAAGCAAGAGCUCGAAGCGGGGUUGAGGCCAGAGCGGGAAGACGCAAUCUCUUCGCCGCACACAUGCGACGAGCAGGAAAUCAGCGUCCCUCAGGCAAGCGGUCUGGCGCAAGGAUCCUUGCUGGCGACGACCUCGAUCAUGAGUCCGCGUCCUGAACUGCCGGUGGUGCCGCCAUCUCCAACUCCAUUACUGCCGACGACUUUGGACCCCAACAGGCAGAGAAGCCGGGGCCACGGAAAAGAAGGUGAGAGGCCUGCAUCGAGGCGGGAGAAAGCAAUGUGCAUAUCCAUUCACCAAGGAUUUUGGACGCGUUAG
Messenger RNA from Fonsecaea erecta, 2214 nucleotides. RefSeq lists its product as hypothetical. NCBI's taxonomy places the organism in Eukaryota, Fungi, Ascomycota, Eurotiomycetes, Chaetothyriales, Herpotrichiellaceae. The record is from RefSeq and is a predicted model, not a curated record. The coding region runs from base 1 to 2214 and encodes 737 amino acids. The transcript is spliced from 2 exons. Gene Ontology annotation, molecular function: protein binding.